AUGAUCCUAGGAAAUUUGAUCUACCUGACUGUCACUCGACCUGAUAUUGCCUAUGCCGUCCAUAUCGUCAGUCAGUUUAUGUCUGCUCCUCGGACGACUCAUCGUUAUAUUGUUCUACGGAUUCUCUGGUACAUCAAAGGCACUCUCCUCCAUGACCUUCAUUAUUCAGCUCGCUUCUCCUUGGUUUUGACCGGGUAUUUUGACGCUUAUUGGGCGGGAGAUUCUUUUGAUCGUCGCUCGACCACUGGGUUUUGCUUCUUCCUUGGCGACUCGCUUAUUUCUUGGCGCAACAAGAAAGAAGCAGUCAUCUCCUGGUCCAGUGAGAAGUCCGAGUAUAGAGCUCUUGCCGACACCACUGCCGAGCUUUUAUGGCUUCGCUGGCUGCUGGCUUAUCUCGGUGUGCCUCAGUCCUCUGCGACUAUUAUUCAUUGUGACAAUCAGAGCGCCACAAAGAUUUCGACGAAUGAUAUUGUUCACGAGCGUACGAAGUACAUUGAGAUCGAUUGUCACCUUAUUGCUGACGGCUUCACCAAGUCUCAUCUUCCCGGCCGUUUUCAGACAUUCUUGAGCAAGUUCAAGUUGGGUUCCACCGUUCCACCUUGA
Messenger RNA from Andrographis paniculata, 603 nucleotides. RefSeq lists its product as uncharacterized. The record is from RefSeq and is a predicted model, not a curated record. The transcript is spliced from 2 exons. Lineage: Eukaryota; Viridiplantae; Streptophyta; Magnoliopsida; Lamiales; Acanthaceae. Bases 1 to 603 code for a protein of 200 amino acids.